UUGAGCAGUUGAUAGACACGACACCAGCAGCAGCAGCAGCAGCAAUGGCGGCCGGAGCAGGAGGAGACGACCUGAAGCUGCUGGGCAUGUGGGCGAGCCCGGCCGUGCUGCGGGUGCGCCUCGCUCUCAGCAUCAAGGGCAUCAGCAGCUACGAGUACCAAGAGGAGGACUUCGACAACAAGAGCGAGCUGCUCCUCCGCUCCAACCCCGUCCACAAGAUGGUCCCCGUGCUGAUCCACGCCGGCAAGCCCGUCUGCGAGUCGACGGUCAUCAUACAGUACCUCGACGAGGCUUUCGCCGGCGACGCCCUCCUCCCGGCCGGCCCCUACGAGCGCGCCGUCGCCCGGUUCUGGGCCGCCUUCGUCGACGACACGCUCCUGAAGGCCAUGUACCAGGCGUCGUGGAGCAAGACGGAGGAGGAGAAAGCGGAGGGGAGGAAAAAGGUGGCCGCCGCCAUGAAGACCCUGGACGGAGCCCUUAGCGACGUCGCCGGAGGGAAGCCGUUCUUUGGCGGCAACGCCCCCGGGUACGUGGACACGGUGCUCGGCGGCCUCCUCGCGUGGGUGCGCUCCGUGGACGUGAUCAAUGGCGUCAAGACCAUCGACCCUGAGACGAUGCCGCUCCUGGCCGCGUGGGCGGACCGCUUCGGCGCGCUGGACGCGGUGGAGGCGGUCAUGCCGGACGUGGACAGGCUGGUGGAGUUCUCCUUGUCCUUGACAACGUAGGCUCAUGCUGGGGACGAGGCCGCCUGCCACAGCAAACUAUUUUGUUUCAAAACAUUGCCGCUAUUCUCUCUUUCGUGUUCCCCCGGUAGCGUUCACUAUUUAGUUUUGUUGUUGUUGAGUGAGCCACAAAGCUUUAUUA
Messenger RNA from Triticum dicoccoides, 864 nucleotides. RefSeq names its product probable glutathione S-transferase GSTU6. NCBI's taxonomy places the organism in Eukaryota, Viridiplantae, Streptophyta, Magnoliopsida, Poales, Poaceae. The record is from RefSeq and is a predicted model, not a curated record. The transcript is spliced from 2 exons. Gene Ontology annotation, biological process: glutathione metabolic process. Gene Ontology annotation, molecular function: glutathione transferase activity. Bases 45 to 725 code for a protein of 226 amino acids. Gene Ontology annotation, cellular component: cytoplasm.